This is a messenger RNA of Hypoxylon fragiforme, 2153 nucleotides long. Its product is annotated as glycerol kinase. Gene Ontology annotation, cellular component: mitochondrion. The transcript has 3 exons. NCBI's taxonomy places the organism in Eukaryota, Fungi, Ascomycota, Sordariomycetes, Xylariales, Hypoxylaceae. Gene Ontology annotation, biological process: glycerol-3-phosphate biosynthetic process; glycerol metabolic process; triglyceride metabolic process. Gene Ontology annotation, molecular function: glycerol kinase activity. The record is from RefSeq and is a predicted model, not a curated record. Bases 284 to 2113 code for a protein of 609 amino acids.
ACGAUAUAUAACUCUCUUCCAAUCUGCACUAUCGCAUUUCAAAGUACCCCUUACCACCACCACCCCAUUUUCUGUCUUGGGCUACCACUCGGCCUCCUUUAAGCCGACCACACACCAUUCACACCAUCUCGACCCUAAUUGCUAGGAUAAGGCUAAAUUGCCUCACCUUGUCUCCCACCUUUUACGAACCUCAUCAGGACAUACUCCAGUUGCAAACCGAAUCGUGAAUAGAAUUGCAAUUCGAGCUGUUACAACAGUUGCGACGCAAAGCGACAGCGCCGCAAUGGGAGACCAUCGUGAGACCAACAACACCAAUGGCCAUACCAAUGGUUAUACCAAUGGUAAUGGCCGCACGAAUGGAUAUACCAACGGUCGAACCAAUGGCCGUGUGAAUGGCUACACCAAUGGUAAUACCAAUGGCAAUACCAAUGGCAAUACCAACGGCAACACUGCCACUAUCACAACCACAACCCCCAUACGUAACACUACCACCACCACCAGCCAUGGCCUUUGGCAACCUGAAUGGUUCAUCGGUAGUAUCGACCAGGGUACGACGUCAUCUCGAUUCCUAAUCUUUAAUCGCCAUAUGGAUCCAGUCGCCAGUCAUCAGAUGGAGUUUGAAAAUCUUUAUCCAGAAUCGGGAUGGCAUGAACAUGACGCCCUUGAAUUGCUUAGCUCUGUCGAGACCUGUAUCGAGCGGGCAAUGGAACAAUUUACCUUCCGGGGUUAUUCCAAGUCCCAGGUCAAAGCGGUAGGUAUCACGAACCAACGAGAAACCACAGUAUGUUGGGACAAGUACACCGGCGAGCCCCUAUGCAAUGCUGUCGUAUGGCCCGACACUCGAACCAAGGAUAUUGUUCGGGACUUGAAGAAUUACCCAGGCGCCCAUUCCAUCCCUGAACUAUGCGGUCUACCUCUAAGCACCUAUCCUUCCAGUGUAAAGCUCGUCUGGCUGCUGCAAAAUAACCUGACCGUAAGACAUGCAUACGAAGAAAACCGUCUCGCAUUCGGUACCGUAGAUAGUUGGUUGAUAUACCGUCUGAACGGUAUAGAAAAGAAUAUUCACGUCACCGACACCACGAAUGCGAGUAGGACCAUGUUCAUGAACCUGCAUACCCUCCAGUACGAUGAUAGGCUGCUCAACUUCUUCGGUAUUGACCAGAACAAGGCCGCCUUACCCAAGAUUGUGCCCUCAUCUGACCCCGAAGCCUUUGGGACAAUUGCCAAAGGUGCUCUUGCUGGUGUGAAAAUCGCAGGCUGCUUGGGCGAUCAGUCCAGCGCUCUUGUCGGCCAGUGUGGAUUCAAGCCAGGCCAAGCCAAGAACACUUAUGGUACUGGCUGCUUCUUGCUAUACAAUGUGGGUAGCAAGCCGGUGCUCUCUAAGUAUGGUUUGCUAGCCACCGUCGCAUUCGACUUCGGUAAGGGCCAAGAACCCGUAUAUGCCUUGGAGGGUAGUAUAGCAGUGGGCGGCUCCGGCGUCAAGUUCUUGAUGCACAACCUCGGAUUCAUCCGUGAUUCUACCAAGGUUGGUGAGUUAGCAGAAAGUGUCAAGGACAACGGUGGGGUUGUAUUCGUCACUGCCUUUAGUGGUCUAUUUGCACCAUAUUGGAUUGACGACGCGAAGGGAACACUCUUUGGUAUAACACAACAUACUCAAAGAGGCCAUAUCGCCCGCGCAACUCUUGAAGCAACUUGCUUCCAGACGCGUGCUAUUCUAGAAGCCAUGGAGAAGGACUCUGGUCACAGACUCAAUUCCCUCGCCGUGGACGGCGGUAUGUCAAAUUCGGACCUGACGAUGCAAACCCAGGCCGAUAUUAGCGGCAUCCGGGUGGAGCGCCCGGCAAUGCGCGAGACAACGGCCCUGGGCGCUGCUAUCGCCGCAGGGCUCGCAGUUAAAGGAUGCUGGACCGGCUUCGACGAGCUGGUAGAGCUCACACGCAAGAAGCACGGUCGCAGAGUCUUUGACCCUCAUGUCGACCGUAAAAAGGCCCAGCGCAUGUAUCAACACUGGGAGAGGGCGGUUGAAAUGAGCCGCGGAUGGGUCCGAGACGAAUGGAAUGAGGACGAUGUCGAAUCGUCAAGGCCUGAUAUAUUAAGGCAACCGACGUUGUAAACUCCAACUGGGGAAGUGGAUGCCACUCUUUAAUAAACUC